Trichoderma reesei QM6a is the source of this 3297-nucleotide messenger RNA. Its product is annotated as vesicular transport protein. The record is from RefSeq and is a predicted model, not a curated record. Lineage: Eukaryota; Fungi; Ascomycota; Sordariomycetes; Hypocreales; Hypocreaceae. The transcript is spliced from 3 exons. The annotation marks the transcript as partial.
CUACAGAGAAUCAAAGGUGCCAUUGACCGGACCAUCGCCGAGGAACAAGCCCGCCAGCAGAGGGCGCUUGAAGUUGGCUCCUCCGUCAACAGAUCCGCCUCGACCUCGUCGCGAAGAAACGAGAGCGUCUCAGGCAGGCGAUCUCGGCCUAAGAACCCGGGCUCCGAUGCUGGCGACUCCGCGCCAAACCCCGACCCUGCCGUAUUCGAAGCCGCCUUCGUGAUCGACGACAGCGAGGAGCCGAGCCGAGCCGGAACACCCAAGCCGGUGCCUCCUGAAAAGGAUGCGCCUGCCGGAGAGCCAGUCGGUAAUGCAGAGGCUGGAGGGGAUUCAGGCCCCUCGAACCCCAAUGUCGACGGCAAAGAUGCGUCGUCACACGAUGGCGCUGCGAAUGCGCCCAAGCCGGCGCUGACUCCGGAGCUGCGGCAAAAGCUGCGCAAGCUGGAGAAGCUCGAGGCUACAUAUCCCGAGCUCCUGCGCUCCUACCGUGUUGCACAUCGACGUGCUACUGCCAUCGAGCCGUUUGAGAAGGCACUUCGCGAAAACACACCGUUAGCCUCAAUUGGCGAUCCAGAGGCUCUGGUUGAAUACCUCAACCAGCUGAAGCUGAAAGGCGACAUGGUCAUGGACGAGCUGAAGCGAGUGUCUGCCGACAAGGACGAGUUGAAGAAGAAGAACGACGAGAACGAAGAAAAGAUCAAGAAGCUGCAAGGCGAACUCGAUGCCCUGAAGGCAGAAAAAUCCUCGGAAACAAAGAAGCCCGAGGCAAAUGGCACUGCAACAGAUAAAGCAGGAAAAGAUGGCGAGGAUUUCUUUUCCUACGAUGAAGAGAUUCCUCAGCUCCAGGCCGAGCUUGCUGCCAAGACGGAAGAAAUCGACUCACUCAAGGCUGAAGUGGACAGUCUCCAGAAAGAGAUCUCUACCCUUAAGCAGGAUAGCGCAGGCCUGGUAGAGAAGUUGGAAACCUCAGCCUUGGAAUUGAGUGAGAACCGCGAAGCAUCUGCGUCACAGGACUCUCUGCAGGCCCAGUUGGAGGCUCGAAAGGCGGAAAUCGAGAGCUUGACAGAGAGGCUGGCCAAGGCGGAGAAGCAGCACAAGGAGCGCGAGAGCCAACUGGAGUCAGAGAAGAAUCAGGCAGCGGCCAAGGCGCAGGAGGUGGAGGAUUUGCUUGCUAAAUCUACCAAGCAGGCCAGCGAUGCGGCUGCAGAGCUCGCCAGGGCCAUGGCCGCCCGGACGGUGUCCAAGAACCUGAUUGACGAGCUCAAUUCCCAACUCGAUAAGCUGAAGAAGGACAAGUCUGAGAUGCAGAGCAAGCUUGAUGAAGCAGUGAAGAAGCUGGAUGAAGCGGCCAAACAGCCUGUUGCUCCUGCUCCUGCUCCUGUCCAACCCCCAUCAACCCUCGCACCACCUACGACCGGUGGCGGAGGAAACAAGAGGAACAAGAAGAAGAAGGGUCGCGGCGGUGGUGCUAUUAGUCCUGUCCCCCCAGCUACCCCUACUUCUCCUAUUGCCGCCUCCAUUGCCUCAAAUGCUCCUGAUGGUGGCCAGGCGCCAGAUACCUCAGCCCUGGAAGCAGAAAUUACCAAGUUGAAGGAGGAAAUCGAUACUAAGGAUAAGGAGAUUGAGCGUUUGUCGAAGAGGAGAAAGACGGAAGAGGAUCUCCGCGAGGAGAUUGAGACGCUGCAAGAGAACCUCUUGAACAUUGGCCAAGAUCACGUCGAGGACAAGGCCCGUAUCAAGGAGCUGGUUGGGGAGAAGGCAGAGCUGGAGGCGCAAAUCUCCGCCUUGGAGGAGAAGAUGUCCUCGCUCUCUACCAACACCGAGGCCAACUCCAAGUUGCAGGAGGAGAUGCAGGCUCUCCAGAAAGAUUACCAAGAACUGAAGGAUAAGUCGGCUACACUGCAGUCUGACCUCGGCGCCGCACAGCAGCUGGCGCAGAGCCGCUUCAGAGAUUUGACUGAGCUGCGCGAGGUUCUGCAAAAAGCCCAGCCAGAGCUCAAGCGAUUGCGCAAAGACUCUGAGGAUCUCAAGGCUCUCAGGGAGGAGCUGGCUGCCAAGAACAAGGAGCUCGCCAACCUGGAGAAGAAGGAGAAGGAGCUUGAGCGAGACCUGGCGAGCGCUAGACAGGAGAUUGACAUGCGCAACUCGGAGAUUGGGACUCUCAAGAGCAAAUUGGCCGCCGAGGCGGAAGACAAGGCCAAGCUGGAGGAAGCCCAGCGUGUCGCGGGCCGGGACCUUAGGCGAGCCACGGCCGAGAAGAUUGAGCUGAGCGCAAAGGCGGAGAAGAUGGAGCGAGAGCUGCAAAAGGUCCAGGAGGAGCUCUCCCGAGUAUCGCCGCGCGUGGGCGAGCUCGAGGAGCAGAUGCACAAGCUGAGGCGCGAAAAGGCCGCGGCCCAAGAAGAAGCCGAGUUCAAGGCCAAGCAGUACACGACCGCCCAGGGCCUGUUGAGCAGCAUGCGAGACCAGGCAUCCGAGAUGACGGUGCAGCUCAAGGAGGCGCAGUCCCAGGCGAGGUCGCUGGAGGAGGAGCUCGGCGAGGUGCAGCAUCUGCUACAGGAACGCACGCGCGAGGGCGAGACGAUGCGGCGGCUGCUCGCAGACGCAGAGCAGCAGGCAGAAUCUAAGCUCCGCGAGAUGCGGAACCGCGUCGAGACCGUCACUGCCGAGCGAGAACGACUGGAAGACGAGACCAGCGCCGUGGUGAGGAAGAAUGUCAAGCUGACGGGAGAGCUCAAGUCUCGGGUCCGCGAGCUGGAGGGAGAGGUCAAGGAGCUGCGCGAAGAGCGUGACGAGCUGGAAGGGCGAGAACGAAGCUGGCGGCGUCGGCGAGAGGAGCUCGAGGCCCUCGAGCUGCGGAUGGAGACGGAGACGACCGAGAUGCGCAACACCAUCUCAUCGCUGAGAGCUGCGCUGGAUGCCUCGGAGCUGCAGGUUCGAGACGGCGAGAAGGUCAAGGAAAACCUGCGCAAGGACUACGAGUCGCUGCAGCUGAUGUACGACAAGAUCUCCAAGGAGCUCAAGGCGGCGCAGGCCAAGGCUGCGGCAGCAUCGGUGGGACAGUCGGGAUCCUCAUCGGGCGUGUCGACGUCUCGGACGUCGGUGGAUUCGAACCGUACCACAGGAGCGGGAGAGCUGUCUGACAUGCUGUAUCUCAAGACGAUUCUGCUACAGUUCUUGGAGCAAAAGGACAGCCGUCUGAGAGCUCAGCUGGUGCCUGUGCUGGGCAAAAUUCUCAAGUUUGACAAGUCCGACGAGAAGAAGUGGAUGACUGCGGUGCAGCAUAUCGAGGUGCGGUAA